GGGUUGUGCUGGUGUUGCUGUUGCUGUUGGCAUGUAUAAUAGUAGAAUAGAAAAACCAAAGCUUUGUGGGUUUGUGUGGACUUUUUUUUAGUGCAAAAAACAAAGUGCCACCCCUCUCUUUUUUUCCCCACUUUUUCUACCUUCUGGGGUUAUUGAUUAUCCAUCAAAAUCUCUUCUUUUUAAGUGUGUGGGGGAGUUUCACUUGGCUUCUUUCUCAUGGAGUGUAAUGAAUUUGUGUAUGGUGAAAUUCUUUGAUUCCACAGUCAACAGUACAAGAGUGGAUGUGUGUUCUUCUAUGCUGAGCUGUUUUUUAAGGCUUAAUUCAUAGUUUAGACCUUUGGGGUUUUUCUUCUAAAAUCACUUUGUUGGAGUUUGUCUGCAAGUUGCUUCAAAAUGGCACAAAAAAUGGAAAUAGUGAGCACUUCUGGUCAUCAUUGAUUGUGACAGCACGGCUCUAAACACAUACUCUCUCAUAGUCUUGUGUUGGAGGAGCCAAGCAAUGACUGUUUUCAUGCUCCUAUGUGCAACAGGGCCACCGAUCAAAAGAAGAGCGGGUUUGAGAAUUAAACAAGCAGGGAGAGGUUCAUACAGAGGAAGCUAGGCGUGUGUUUGAAGUUGCUAUUGGGUUUUUCUUUUGUGUUUCUUCUUUGUUUUGCGUAGUCCUGGAAAGUAGAACAGAAAGAUGGAUGCCACUUCUAUAAUGCAUUUGUUGAAGGGCUUUUGUGAUCACACACAAUGGAAAUAUGCUGGUUUUUGGAAGCUUGACCAACAUUUUCCUAUGACGUUGACCUGGGAAAAUGGUUACCAGAAAAGAGAUGAGGUUAAGGAAAGUAUGUGGGGUGACCUCAGUUUCAAAUCCCCAGAUGAGUUAUAUUCUUCAAGCGGUGAAAAUUCUGAUUAUUCGGCUCGAUUACUCUUGAUUGAAAUGUCUCAUCGCAAAUACAGUUUGGGAGAAGGGGUUGUUGGCAAAAUAGCUCUCGCCAGGGAUCAUUGUUGGGUUUCAUAUGAGGAUAUUCUCACCAGUAAAUUUGACACAGAUUUAAUCACUGAGUGUCCUGAUGAGUGGCUGCUUCAAUUUGCAUGUGGCAUCAAGACUAUUGUGCUUGUACCAGUGCUUCCACAAGGGGUUUUGCAAUUCGGUUCAUUUGAAGCGGUUGCUGAAGACAAGGAAUUUGUUACCAAUAUCAAGGAGAAAUUCUAUUCCACUCAUUAUCUGGAAGCAGAUAUUACCCCUUUAAAUUUGGGAACUGAUUGUCAAGAUGUGUCAUUCUCAGACCUAAUGCAUAAUUUGAUGGGCAGUUUGGAUGAAUCAUCAUCUUCUGUUACAAAAAGUAUAUUGAAAAGUGAAGUUUCAACUAGUCCUGCUGCCCUCAAUUCAAAUGGUUCAAGGUUGAACCCGACUAUGCUAUCAUUUAUUCAGGAUGACUGUUUCUUUUCUAGAGAAAAUUUACUAGAAUCUCUGAAAAGAGAAAAUGAAAAUGAGAUAGGUUCCUCAUCAACUGAGAUGCCAAGACAUAUCGGUAAGGUGGAGACAAAACCUAAUCAUAUGGAAGAGAUAUGGUCCUGGUCUCACUUGCUCAACAAUGUUGGAGUAUUUAGAGAGAUGUCAAAUGGAUUAGACUCUUCCUCGGUUAUAAAUACGACACAGAAACAACUUGGAGGCAUUGAAACUGGCCAUGAUGCUAAGAAUGUGAAUGACUUCGCUUUUCCCUCAGAGUCUGAAUUCCGCAAAGCACUUGGAUCAGUUUCAUAUGGAGAGACAGGCAAAUUUAUGUCAAAAUGUAUCUCUGUUGAGGAAACAUACAGUAACUCAACUCUUGUAAUCAACAAAAAAGAGCAUGAUCAUAUUAAAGGUUUGGAGUUUCCCAAAGAUGUUGAUCUGGAAUAUCUUUUAGAUGCUGUUGUUGGCAAUUUUUGUGGUGCUGCUGCUGAUACUUCAAGUAUAUCCAACAGUGUUAGGUCUCUUACAACCAUGCCAACAGAGUUUACCAGUUCCAUUCAGCCAGAAAAUUAUUCAGAAGAAAGCACUUUGAUUGUGGAUAGUUCAGAUGUGAAAAAUGAUCUUAUGCCUGCAAUCAUGGUCAAGGGAAAAGAUGAAUUUUCUAACCAUUUUACAUCAUCUUUUGAUGGAAAUGCAAGCUUAUUGAUUGACAAGGCACAACAGGAAAAGGCUAAUAGUCAUAUGCAGCCUAUUGGUGGACCAAAGCUCUCUAGCUCAAGCAAGAAAAGAACAAGAGUUGGUAACAACCAAAAGUCAAGGCCAAGAGAUAGACAGCUGAUCAUGGACAGGAUGAAGGAGUUGAGAGAACUUGUCCCAGAAGGUGGUAGGUGUAGUAUUGACAACCUCUUGGAACGUACCAUAAAGCACAUGCUGUACUUGAGAAAGAUAACAAGCCAGGCUGAGAAACUGAAACGAAUUGCUAAUCGGGCGGUUCCCGAGUGCAAAAGACAGAAAGUCAAUGCUAGCCACCCAGGAAGGAGCUGUGCAUUUGACUUUGAAAGUGAAGUAUCCUGGCCUAUAGUCAUAGAAGAUCUGGAAUGCUCAGGGCACAUGCUCAUAGAGAUGAUAUGCAACGAGCAUGGACUCUUCUUGGAGAUUGCUCAGGUGAUCCGGAAGCUGGAUGUCAUCAUCUUGAAAGGGAUCUUGGAAAACUGUUCCAGCAACAGUUGGGCUUGUUUCAUUGUUGAGGUUCCAAGAGGUUUUCACAGAAUGGAUGUUCUAUGUCCUUUACUGCAUCUUCUGCAGCUUAGGAGAAACCCUGUCUCUUGUAAAAGCUGACCCUACCAUGCCAGUUCUCAGUUUCAAACUGCAACUUCUAUUUAAAGAAGUUACAAUAAUAUUCAAGAGGGCCUUCUUUUGUGUAAUGCUGUAAAUGAUUGUGUUCAUGCCCUCGUUAGUGUACUUGCUGCAUUUUGGUGUUGAUUAUAAGCUAGUACCUAAAUUUAUGUAAACAAAAAAAGGACACUUUAGGGGUGCUACUGGCUGCGGAACAAUAUGCCUAGCAGGCAGUAGCUAUCUUUGAACUCAUUUCUGGUGUGGCAUUAUCAUCAUGACCUAAAUAGAUAACUAUGGGAGUGUUAGCUAGAAAAGUAGAGCCUUACCGCCGCUGGAUAUUAAACUGAGUAUGUUAUAUGAGUGUAAUUAAGUUGACAAUUCGCGGGAGAAUAACUGUUUGAUUCUCA
This is a messenger RNA of Glycine soja, 3183 nucleotides long. RefSeq names its product transcription factor EMB1444-like. Gene Ontology annotation, molecular function: DNA-binding transcription factor activity; protein dimerization activity. The transcript has 11 exons. The record is from RefSeq and is a predicted model, not a curated record. Bases 683 to 2779 code for a protein of 698 amino acids. Gene Ontology annotation, biological process: regulation of DNA-templated transcription. Lineage: Eukaryota; Viridiplantae; Streptophyta; Magnoliopsida; Fabales; Fabaceae.